Micropterus salmoides (largemouth bass) is the source of this 1885-nucleotide messenger RNA. Its product is annotated as solute carrier family 35 member D3-like. The transcript is spliced from 5 exons. Gene Ontology annotation, cellular component: Golgi apparatus. Bases 1 to 1557 code for a protein of 518 amino acids. The record is from RefSeq and is a predicted model, not a curated record. Lineage: Eukaryota; Metazoa; Chordata; Actinopteri; Centrarchiformes; Centrarchidae. Gene Ontology annotation, molecular function: antiporter activity.
AUGGAUAUGUUUAAGAGGAGGUUCUUGGGUAUUUCUGUGGCUGUUGCGUAUGGUGUUUCCACCGGCUGUCUGAACAUCGUGAUGAAGCUCCUCGUCAGUAAUUAUCACUUUGACUUCCUGAUGCUCCUCCAGCUCCUGACCAGCAGCACCACGGCGCUCAUUCUCGAGAUCCUCAGGCGACUGGGGAAAGUCAAGAUCCCCCCAUUCAGCAUCCAGUUAGCCAAGAUAGCACCCAGACUGCCAGCACCCAGGUCUCUAGGCACCAGCCUUCACCCCAGCCUGCUAGCAACCUGCUUAGACUCCAGUCGGCUAGCUUGGUUCCAGCCAGUUUCCCGCCUUUUCCAGCCCAGGAGCCACCUUCAGAGACACCCUCCAGAAGGAGACGUGGCUCUAGCCAUCUCGCAGACUCUGGAGUUUGGCCCGGUGUGUAUCAUCUCCACGCUGCAGUCCACUCUCACUCUGUGGUCUAUGCGCGGCCUCAGCCUGCCCAUGUUUGUUGUGUUCAAACGCUGCCUUCCGCUCCUCACACUUGUCAUCGGCAUGUGCGUGCUGAGGAAUGGCAUGCCGUCCAGCGGCGUGGUAAUCUCCGUGAUCAUCACCACCGCUGGAGCUGCACUGGCUGGUGCUGGUGAUGUCACUGGCGAUACCUUUGGUUACAUCACUGGUGUGUUGGUGGUCAUCAUCCACGCCUCCUACCUGGUCCUGAUCCAGAAAAGCAGUCUGGACGGCGAGUAUGGACCGCUCACAGCACAAUAUGCCAUUGCUGUCAUAGCCUCACCUACCUUUUCUCUGUGUGACUCUCUCUCUUUGCCACUCUUUCAGGCGCUUCUGGUAUGCUCUGUCAUCUCCAAGGACAUCAUCAGCAUGUGGUCUUACGAGGGCUGGAAGGACCCCCACGUACCAGCCUUUUUUGUCUUAUGCAUUUUAUUCACCAUCACCAUGAACUUCACCACGCUGCAGUGCACUUACAUCAACUCCGCUGUCACCACCAGCUUCGUGAGCAUGCUCAAGAGCAUCGCCACCAUUACUAUCGGCAUGGUGGCAUUCAGUGAAGUUGCACCGACAGGGCUGUUCAUCGGAGGCGUAGUGGUCAACACUGUUGGCUCUAUUAUCUAUUGCAUCAUCAAAUACUUUGAGACGAAGAAGAAGAGAAUGCAUAAGGACCUGGAGGAGGCUGGGAAGGAUGGUGCGUUUCCUUGCGAGCCUUACCAAGAGAAACGACCACUAAAUGGCAUCGGGCCUGCUGCUGGCAUCAGGUCUUGUCCAGGAAAUCCGAAGUUAAAAGGAGCACUGAGCAGUGACAGGAUGGUGGAUGCAGCAUCAGCUGGCUUGGCUGAAGGAAAGUUGUGGACAGGGAAUGGUGGAAAAGGAGACGGAGAAGCAGGUGUGAAUUCCUGCGUCAUGAUGGAAAAGGAGAUGCAUGAGAUGCAGAGAGAGCACCUCCAAAGCCUGAACACCACAUCCAGUCAGUCGGUUAUUGACAGCUAUGUUGGGGUGUGGAGGUCCAUCAGACAUCUGCAAUUAAUGAAGAAUGAAUCUUUGAUUCAGAAGCUGUAAAUUAAAACCUUUAAUGCAGUGGAAGUGGAUCAGAUAAAGUCUAUCCACGUACUGGCCACCAAAUGAUAACCAAUCUACAUAUAUGGUCUCACUGGGUUUGUUUAUUUGAGUCUGAUAAUUAGUUUGAUUGAUUGAUUUUCUCUAACCCUACAGGUCCACUUGUUCACAGUUGGUUGUCUUCUGCAUACAUCAGAGCGGUAUAUUGUCGUUCUUGUAUCCUUCAAAACACUGCAGUGGUACCACAAAUAAAGUUAUCUUGAAAUAGAGAGUGGCACAUAGCCCAAACUAGGAGCGACAGGGGCAUGCCACAGGGAUAUUUCCAUUUACG